This is a messenger RNA of Austrofundulus limnaeus, 3407 nucleotides long. RefSeq names its product solute carrier family 2, facilitated glucose transporter member 11. Gene Ontology annotation, molecular function: D-glucose transmembrane transporter activity. Gene Ontology annotation, biological process: dehydroascorbic acid transport. The transcript has a single exon. NCBI's taxonomy places the organism in Eukaryota, Metazoa, Chordata, Actinopteri, Cyprinodontiformes, Rivulidae. Gene Ontology annotation, cellular component: plasma membrane. The record is from RefSeq and is a predicted model, not a curated record. Bases 288 to 1919 code for a protein of 543 amino acids.
CUGGUUCGAUCCCCUGCCCAUCUGUCUCAGUUGUUGUGUCCUUGGGCAAGACACUUAACUAUUAUUAUUAUUACUAUUAUACUGUUAACUAUUAUGAGUUGAAAGACUCGUUUAUCCAUUAAUUUCAUUUUGUUGUUGAGUCACUGAGCCUGCAGCAGCUGUGCCUGACAGUCCGAGCUGAGGGAGAAAAGCAGCUCUGACCGAUCUGAGCUGCAGGAGGACUCUCCUGUCAGUGGAAGGUUAGAGGACCGGCUCUGCUGCAUGACUGGACCUGUGGGACAGAUCUGAUGAGCUACAAGCUGCAGGACACAGACAACACUCAGAUGAACUCCUCAGCUCAUCCUGAAGCAGAKGGACCAGGCAGGACCAGGACCAGGACCAGGACCAGGACCUUGGCUCUGACUGUGUGCUCUGCUGCCAUAGGAGGCACGUUCCAGUACGGCUACAACAUCUCCAUCAUCAACGCUCCCACCAGCUACAUCCAGAGCUUCAUCAACCACACGUACGUGGAGCGCUGGGGCAGCGCUCUGGACCCGUCUCAGGUGACCCUGCUGUGGACCCUCAUCGUGUCGGCCUUCUCUCUGGGUGGGCUGCUGGGGGCUCUGUUAGCAGGGCCCAUGGCGGUGCGCUUCGGCAGGAAGCAGUCCCUGCUUGUGAACAACUCCUUCCUGUUGGUGGGGGCUGCUCUGGUGCUGAGCUGCAGGCUGGCCCGGGCCUUUGAGCUGAUCGUGGUGUCCAGGUUCCUGGUGGGGGUCAACGCGGGGGUCAGCAUGAACGUGCAGCCCAUGUACUUUGGAGAGAGCGCUCCGAAGCACCUGAGAGGGGCCGUGGCCUUUUCCUCGGCAGUCUUCACUGCCUUUGGGAUCUUCUUUGGCCAGGUUGUGGGCCUGACUGAGCUGCUGGGAUCAGAACCUCUCUGGCCCUACCUUCUAGCUAGUAACGCUGUGGCGGGCCUGGUCCAGCUGCUGACGCUCCCCUGGUUCCCUGAAAGCCCCAGGUAUCUCCUCAUGGACCGGGGGGACAGGGAAGCCUGUGUCCAGGCYCUGACACGGCUCCGUGGAGGACAGCUUCCUGCCCUGGAGCUGGAGGAGAUGCUUCAGGAGCAGCAGCAGAUGUGUGCUGCAGUCAAAUGUGGUGCUGUAGCGCCUGCAAAGACCCCCUGGUCACUGUUGAAGGAUGGGGACCUACGGUACCAGCUGAAGACCAUCAUGGUUUCCAGCAGUGCCAUGAUGCUCUGCGGCAAUGACUCCAUCUACUUCUACGCCUCGUACAUCUUUCAGGAGGCAGGGGUUCCUCAGGACCAGAUCCAGUACGUGACCAUGGGGACCGGAGCGUCAGAACUCACCGCUGCCAUCCUCAGUAACCUUCUGAUUGAGCGUGUGGGCCGCAGGUGUCUCCUCAUUGGGGGGUACAGUCUGAUGAUAUGUUGGACUGUAGUGUUCACUGUGAGUCUGAUCCUGCAGAGCCACAGGGUGCCAGGGAUGCCCUUCCUCAGCAUGGYCUGUGUGUUCGCCUACAUCCUGAGCUUCGGCCUGGGCCCUGCAGGGGUCACAGGGAUCCUGCCCGCUGAGAUCUUUGACCAGGCAGCUCGACCAGCCGCCUACAUGAUCGCUGGCUCCCUGAUGUGGCUCAGCCUGUUCCUGGUGGGCAUGCUGUUCCCCUUCAUCGUCAGCGGUCUGGGAAACUACUGCUUCUUACCUUUCUUGGUGGUUUGCUUGGUCUCUGCUGUGGUUUUAGGUCUGAUUCUACCAGAGACAAAAGGUAAGACUCUGGCUCAGAUCACAGCAGAGUUUGACCGAUCCAAUGGGACGACWCGGUYGGAACGGUUUGAUGAACCUGAUCAGGAUCAACAAGGCCAGGCAUGUUCCCUUACUACCACUGCACAUGGUCCUGAGCCAGUCCACAACCAUGGACACUGACCUUAGACUUCCAGGGAAACCACAGGAUCUUUAUGCACAUUACAUCUUCUAAAUCUUAAACGAUCCAGGAUUAGUUGUAACAUUAGACUUUAUUUAAUAAACAUAUAUUUUAACUGUUAAAUAAAGUCUAAUGUUACAACUAAUCAUGAUCCCUUUAAUGCCAUCAUGGAAAGAUGGCCUCAUUUUAAUGCAAUGAGUAAUUAAAUUAUCUAAAACCACCAUUAUUGGAAAUGAAUCUUCUGCUUCAUGUUUACCACACACAGCGUUGACCUGCUGACGUUAGUAUAUAACUUUAAUCAGAGACACUGGAAGGGCCAGUUCUGCUAGCUGAGAAUCUGUGGCUGACAUCUUGCUAGGUGCUACACAUCACUUUGUUUACAUGACCUACGUCUGGUUAGCAUUUAGAAAGUCAUAGUUGUCAACUGUCCAGCUGGUCUUUACAAAAUACAUCUGUACCCAUGACACAAGUUUAUAUUUAAACUACUACAGGUCCUGUGGUUGAAGCAGUAACACACGCAGAGCAUCCACUCAUUUGUGUCUAAAAGCAUCAYAGGACAGUAAAAUGGACAGUUUGAUAAUUCAACUUACAUAAAGAAAACACCUGUAAGUUUCUACAGUACACAAUAACAAUGAAUGUACAUAUUAUUUGUCAAASCCAAAUACCUUGUAUGUGCAGUAUGUUGUCAUCAGUCCAAAAAUACUUGGAAAUUUCCUUAUUUUACUUGAGCAAAUACACACAGCACACAUGUUGUGAUCCUGUAUAAAGCUCCCAACAGGUCAGUGAAGCUUUAAAGACCUGGUGUGUUUUUCAUGUCUGCCUUCUCUAACCACAGCUCUGCAGGUAAUUUCACUGAAACAUAUAACUUACAUGAUGUCACCCUCCAUGAUUCUGGAAACAUCUGGAUAACCCCAGUUUACAGACAUCACUGGGUUUGGAUUCCCAGUUCAUACACACGUUACACAUAAAACAGGUCAAGUGUUCUGGUGARUUACUGGCUGUUUGGGACAGAUUUUUAUUGGUACUGAUUUAUCUGUCAGUACCUGCUUUUAAAGUAAUUAUAACAGCCUCAUCUGGUGUAAUAACAGGGAAUUAGAYGAAUAUUUUCAAAGAAGAAACUGAACAUAAUCAUGCAUUUUUUGAAGUUUAAUUUCUUAUUUAAAACCAAUGAAUGGUAAAACUGGUCUGAGUUUAAAUAUUUAUACUAAGAUAYUUUUAGUCAUACUGAGUAACACAGAAAUAACAGCUUGAGUACUAUUCCAUCAUUGAUCGGCCUUUCCUGUGUGUUUUCUGUUGUUACUGAGUCACUGACAAACAUUUCUAUUAACUAAUGUCUGAAAGGUGAGUGUAGCUCAGCUGUUCUCAGUCAGAACUGCAGUAAACAUGUGUGAUGAUGCAACCAAACACAGUCCUUUCAGCCUAACAAACUAACUCAGGUGUGUGUGUGUGUGUGUGUGUGUGUGUGUGUGUGUGUGUGUGUGUGUGUGUGU